Messenger RNA from Pseudoliparis swirei, 3031 nucleotides. RefSeq names its product Kruppel like factor 5b (gene klf5b). Gene Ontology annotation, biological process: regulation of transcription by RNA polymerase II. Lineage: Eukaryota; Metazoa; Chordata; Actinopteri; Perciformes; Liparidae. Gene Ontology annotation, molecular function: RNA polymerase II cis-regulatory region sequence-specific DNA binding; DNA-binding transcription factor activity, RNA polymerase II-specific. Bases 592 to 1665 code for a protein of 357 amino acids. The transcript is spliced from 4 exons. The record is from RefSeq and is a predicted model, not a curated record.
UCUACCGAGUGCCCGUUCUAGUUGCAAAUGUAUUAAUUGUUGUACACGUAAAUAAAUACAAAUAUUCGUCUUGAAUAAUCCGGUGCAAGCGGAGCUCUCUCGGGUGUUUUAGGCCCAGCGUUUAGCACAACGUGUUCAGUCAGGCCUGCAGUGGGUGCAGCAGCCACAACCUUUUUUAAUAAGAGGACAGAAAGUGCCUGGAGAAAAAAUAAUAACAUGGAUGGGAGUGGCAGUAAAUGUCACAAUAAAAAAAAAGAAGAAGAAGAUAUCUUCUCAUAAUGAAUGCUGCACAGCCUCGUCGCGGCUGCAUACUUGUUUCCUGUCCGAGCACGUUGCCCUGGCACUGUCACCGGCGUGGGCUCAUACUUUGACUUCAUACACCUGCGCGAAAAAGAAGAAAGAAGAAAACCGACUCCAACAAGUCAGUUCUGUUCUGCUAAGCCGAGGUACAAAGCGGCUGUCGGGAGCUCGGAUUACUCAUUCUUUUUCAUCGCCGAGCCACAUAUCCACAGCAAAUAUCCCAGGAUGUAAAGAGCAGAAAGCUUUACUUCAAAGCUCCCACAAGGUCACCACGGAAAGUUUAAAUCGGAGAUGGACAGCUACCUGUCUCCUCACCAGCAGUACGCAGCCAACUCCAAAAUGCUGUGCAGGGACCCCGGGGCCCUGGUGCCGGAGCCGGCGCUCACCGAGGGCUUUGGCCCCCCGUACAGCGUCAACAUGAGCCUGCUGCUCCCGCCCGACGUCCCGUACCCGCACCCGGGUCUCAACCGGGCCGCCGCGAGACAGAUAAAAACGGAGCCGUCGCACACUCUGAUGCCGCCCAGCUGUCAGGGCCACAGAGCGCCAGCGCCGCCGCCGCUCCACGAGUACCCGGGUGGCUUCGGUGCAGCCGGCAGCAGGUUUUUCAUCAAACAGGAAGUGCCAGAUUACCAGGAUGUGCCCCUGUAUCAGCUUCUGAACUCCGACUUGGAGCAGCUUGUUCACGGGUCCCAGCUGAGCUCCGCCCCCACGGCCCCUUCAGGCCUUCCAAGCGGUCGCCCGGGACCCGCACAGAGUUCCGCCAAACCCACCGGCGGCCCCCGGUGUGACAGUUUGCCCUUUAACCCGCACCGGGGCCCUCAGCGGAGGCCGACCUAUCUGCCGCCCUCCCCGCCGAACUCCGACCCCCCGAGUCCGAGCGGGAGGAAGGAGCUCCUUCACAAUCUGUCCCCGCCUCCCUCCUACAAAACCAGCGUCGCCUCCAAGUCGACUUUUCAGGUCCGCCGAAAUCCCGCCGACCCGGGACGCGCGCCCGGCACGGCACCGGUCCAAAACCCGGACCAGAACUCCAGCAUCAGAUCAGUCCAAAGCCCGGGUUCCGCUAAGUACAACAGAAGGAAUAAUCCGGAUCUGGAGAGACGGCGGAUUCACCACUGCGACGUUCCAGGAUGCAGGAAAGUGUACACCAAGUCCUCUCAUCUGAAAGCCCAUCUGCGGACCCACACAGGAGAGAAACCGUACCAGUGCUCCUGGGAGGGAUGCGAGUGGCGCUUCGCCCGCUCCGACGAGCUGACUCGCCACUUCAGGAAGCACACCGGGGUGAAGCCCUUCCAGUGCGCCGCCUGCAGCCGCUGCUUCUCCCGCUCCGAUCACCUGGCCCUGCACAUGAAGAGACACCAGAGCUGAAGAGAAACAAACAACAACAACAACAAAAACAAAAACCUUUUCCUGCCAAAAGCACUACCGAGAUUUUUUUUUUGUCUUCUUCUUUUUUCUCAAGAACAGGCACUUCAAUAUCAACAAUUACAAACUGUGGAUUCAUUUUUUUUCUCUCUCUCUCUCUCUCUUUCUUCCAGCGGAGCGACACAUUGGUAGCGGUGCCGGCCCACACCGAAUAUGUUUUCCUUUUAUUGUGAAAAGAUCAAAAACAUGUCACCGUCGCCUUAUUUUGGUUUCCACGUGUGUGUGACCCCGAUACCGGGUCAGGUCCCAUCACUGGUCAGGUGUCACGGUGGAUUCAUGUUCAUGCGCCGCGGAGCACGCCGACAAGUUCAAGUUUGACUAUACAGAUCAUAUCAACGCGGUGUCAAUUAUUUAAUUAACGGGAAAAAAAGAAUAUAUGGCAAAGUGGAUGUGGGGUCACUGGAAGGUCAGAGAAUGUGUGGUUUUAGCCAGCUUGGUCAAAGGUGGGUGUGUGUGUGUGUUAUCGGAAGAACAGCAGCUACGUGUGGAUUUAUUUAAAGACCCCGUAGGAGAGAUAAAUAGUGGGAGGAGCCGCGUGGCACUGCCAGGUUUAUGGGUUCACUUUUGCCACCGAGGACAACGAUCCACAUUUUCUCAAAAGCAGUCAAAUGACAGUGUGAUGACGGGUUUGAUGUUUUUGUGUUUUGGCGGUGUGAAUGUCCCGUAGCUACGGCGAUGCGUCUUCACACAACCUGUUGAAUCUCCUCCAGGCACAGGCGCACAAGUGAAUCUUAAAUGGUGCAUUUUGGGGAUUUCAGGAUUUUUUUUUCUUCUUCUUCUUCAACUUAUUCACUUUUGUCUAAGAGGUUUUUUUUGUAACUUAUUUGGACGGGGCUUGUUUGUUGACUGCACGCUGAAAGGUGGAGGAGGAGCAGCUCCAAGUGCAGCCUGACAUGCCGGCAGCAGCUGCCAUGACAGACUUCAAACUUUUAUAACAGGAUCCUCAUAUGACUGAUAUGUCUUCAUGAAUGCUUCCACAGGGAUGUCUUUUCUCUUUCCUUUUUUAGAGACGCAGACUGAGCACCUGCCAGCCUGAACAUCUGUGUGUAGCUUUUGGUUUCUUUGACUGCUCCACGUAUCCAAAACAGCCUUUUAAGUGCCUUUAACAGUUUGUUUUCUGGUUUUUUUUAAUUAAGGGUGGGGGGAUAUAAUACCCAGCGGCCCCAUUGGGACGACGUGCUUUUAUCAGGUACUCUGCUUAAAUUAAUUGUGUGUGUUGACUGCCCCCCUUCCCCCUCUCAUUACCCACAUAUAGCAAUCUCUAUUUAUGACCAACUUUCUUUAAAAUCUGAUUCAGGUCGAACAAAAU